CUCCGCUUUCUAUUCCACCGCCAUCGUCGUCGUCCGUAACACCCCUGUCCCAGCGGCGACGAGCACACUCUGUACUCAAAACCCAGGUGACAUUUUUGACUACCAUGAGUGCAGUCAGAAGAAACGACCGUCGUACUUCCCGACUCAAACAUGCCUCGCCUUACGCACGGCCUCCCAAAGCUAACAGCGAAGACAAGGAGAAGAAAUCGUUCUGGGGCUUGGGCGGUCUGCUUGGUUUCCUGAAUCCAUUUGGAAAGUCCACAGAUCGAGUCGAAUCAAGGCCCCCUCCUCCUCCCUCCGACGACGACGAAGUGGAGAUCUCUAUUCCUGAAAUGCAUCCCGCUUUUCAAGUGCAACUCGACCCAGGGGCUGAUCCAGAGUGGAAUCUACCGCCCAUACUCCAACAGGCUUCCGCAGAAAUGAUCCAGCAGCAGCAGCUGGAACAGCAACAACCGGUGCACCCGUUGCUGCCACCACCACCACCAGCAGUCCAACUGCCCACCGAAACCACACAGCCGACAAGCCCCCAGCAUACCCCUCAAACACCACCACGAAACUCGCUACCAUUUCCUCUUACCCCAUCACCAUCUCUCUCUCGUUCAUAUAGUGGCACAAUGGCUAAAAACCUCGAGCCGGUCACACGGUUUUUGGUCGAGAAAGCCGGCCAGCCUCUCAAUGAGUUCGAGGCGGCGGGCAUAGUGGACUACAUUCAAAGAAACGUGCAAGGAGCGGACAAACCGGAACCUUUUCGAUUCUCCACUCCUCCUUCGCCUAGCUCUUCACCGAACCUAAACUUGGGCAGUUCUAACACGUCCUCCUCCACUUCAUCUCCCCGUAAAACUUUGACCAAGAACCCUAAUGGCGUUUACAGAUGGCAAGGUGCAGGGAGCUCUCGUCCUCGCAAUCGUUACCAGUCCCCGGGCUUCGGUCCUCGACCGCAGCAGUCACGGAUCAAGCUCUCUCCUCCUAAGACACCGGCAACCACUGACACGAAGAGGCGGCGUGUGGGUGAUGAGGCUGAGUCCUCUGUGCCUCAAUGGGCAGCCGUGCCCUCGACCUCUGCAUCGACGUCGACCGUCACCUUCCCCUCCGAAAGCUCUGAGCCAGCAAGCCAACCUUCGCAAUCUUCCUCCAGCACGUCAAUGACCAGUCCGAACGGGAAAACACCCGCUACCCUGGCACCGCUCCCACCUGUAACGCCAAAAGCGAAUGGCGUCCAGGGUCCUCGUCUUCGCACGACUGGCAUAUCAACCACACCUGCCAUUCCAUCACCAUUGCGUCAAACAUGGAAAGGCAAUGACUCACCGCCACAACUUCCUCAACCUUCCCGCCCAACCAAAGCAGCCGGUUACAUGACAGAACUCCUCAAGGAAAUAGCUCCUGUAAAGAAGCCGGACGUGUCUAAUCCAUAUCAAACGGCCAGUCCUGUCAAGCCUCCGCCAAGGAAACCCGCACCCAAACGGCCGCGACCAGCUGCUAAAAGGGCUGAGAAGCCAAAAGAGAAGGAACUUGAAUUAACAGCCCGAGAGAUCAUUGAGGCAACAGUCCCAAAGGGAAGUAAACGGUCAAGACCUCCCCUUGAACUGGAGGAUUCACCGCGUGUCGAGGAGGUAUCAGAUGAAGAAAUUCCCACACCAGCGAUUAGCGGCACCUCGAGCCAGUUAUCUCGCUUCCCGAGCUCCUCCAAGUCUGCUGGGGAGGUCGAUGAGAUCGUGCAUUUGGACGAAGAAAGUCCCUCGAAGAAGCGUAAAACCACCAAAUCACCACAGCCGUCCCAGGCACCUGCGGCGGAAGUCAUCGACAUCGAUGCCUCAGAGUUAGCUCCGUCAUCGGCACUCGUUCGCCCAUCAGAGAUAAUUGAACCAGAUGAGCUGCCUAAAGUGAACGGGAAGCCAAACUCACCAGCCACGACCUCGACUUUGCCUACUGCAAAUGCAAGGUCCCUGUUUGGCAUCAAGUCUUCUGCUCCGAAGGAACCGUCAAAACUUCGGUACAGCUAUCAGGUGGACAAAGUACAGGUCGUCGCUUCUCAAACUACGUCUACCUCACCGCCCGCGCCAUCUCUGUUCACUCCGCUGACUGCACCCCUACUGCCUGUGUCAUCCUUGUUCGCGUCGCCGCCAACCGCACCUUCACCCACAACAACACAGCCCGUUGCUUGCCCUCCGAAGGCACAGCUCUCGCCGAAGGAUGAGGCUCUAGCUAUGAACGUUGACGACCUUCCGAAAUACUCAUUCACGGUGAAAGAGACGGUUUAUCCAGCUGGACCCAGUUCCGAGAAUGCGCGCAAGGUUGCCUCGGAGGCACCUGUAUCAUCUCUGCCCACAUUUGACAUCAGGACUGUGCCUGCGAAGAUCAUAAACGGAUUCAAUUGGACCGCUGCUGGUCUGAAGGCUCCAACCCCUUCCAUCGGAUCACAAUGGAUAUGUGAUCUCUGUCAACUGAAAAAUCCGGACAGUGCGAAGGAGAAGUGCACGGUCUGCGAUGCUCCACGUCCAGGUGUUGCCCAAUCCAAGCCUGUUUCCACCUGUGUAAUGCCACCUGCACCUCCCGCACCUCCAGUCAAGGGGUUUGACUGGUCUGCGGCAGGACUAGCGCCACCAUCUAAAGCUAGUGGCGGCUCAUGGAUAUGCUCUGUUUGUGAUCUGUCGAACCCGGCCACUGCCACAGAUAAAUGUACAGUCUGUGAUGCUCCUCGUUGAAGUUAUUUUGCUCCUCCGGUUUAUUAUAGUUGUUUCUUGUCUUUUUAGUCUCUGCACAAUCACCCUUUGAGCUACGCAGGGAUUUAGUUGAUACAUAACAUGCAUGGUAUUUCAUACAGA
Pisolithus orientalis is the source of this 2822-nucleotide messenger RNA. RefSeq lists its product as uncharacterized. NCBI's taxonomy places the organism in Eukaryota, Fungi, Basidiomycota, Agaricomycetes, Boletales, Pisolithaceae. The transcript has 5 exons. The record is from RefSeq and is a predicted model, not a curated record. Bases 105 to 2702 code for a protein of 865 amino acids.